Messenger RNA from Pomacea canaliculata, 11012 nucleotides. RefSeq names its product histone-lysine N-methyltransferase 2C-like. The transcript has 59 exons. The coding region runs from base 303 to 10973 and encodes 3556 amino acids. Gene Ontology annotation, molecular function: histone H3K4 methyltransferase activity; transcription coactivator activity; histone binding. Gene Ontology annotation, biological process: positive regulation of transcription by RNA polymerase II. Gene Ontology annotation, cellular component: MLL3/4 complex. NCBI's taxonomy places the organism in Eukaryota, Metazoa, Mollusca, Gastropoda, Architaenioglossa, Ampullariidae. The record is from RefSeq and is a predicted model, not a curated record.
UAACGCGUCAGAAAAAUGGCGUGGAUGUAAGGGGAGUUUAUCCGUAUUGCAUUAGUUUUACGAUUGAAUCCUAGAUAAUGAGUUUCUGUAUCUGGUUUAAAAAUGCAGAACUUUAUCAAAAAUAGUUUCAUUUCAUGUAUACAAAUAUUUGAUCGAACUAAGAUUACCUAGCGACCCGGCCGGAGGAGUUUGCACAGGGAGCAGUUAUUAUUUCCGAAGGAGUUCUUUCUUCCUGACUCCAUCGUUGGAAUUACUGCACAGCAAACUUUAGAAAACUACCCUUUGAACUUGUGUACGUAUAAAUGGAAGAGGACCAAUUUGAUAAAGAACGAAGCCAGGAGACAGAUUAUGCAUUGCCAGAAAGCUUGAUAGAGGAUGCAGAUCUUGAGAGUUGUAGCAGCCAGAUCAGGAAGUCGGAAAAUUUUCAUAAGACAGAGGAUAAUAAUGCAGUUUUUGAUUCAGAAGGGUUAGAUGAGAAAGACUGUGAAUCACAUGCAGAAGAAAGUUCCCAUUUCAUUGAGCCCGAAGACCUGCCAUACAGUGUUGUUGAUGUGGAUUUUACUCCCACAACAUCGUCUGUACCUGACCUCUCAGAAAAGGUGUUGAAAGGAAGGGACCUUUUUUUGGCAAGAUAUUACGACGAAGAUCAGGAUCAAUCACAGUUUGACUCUCCAUUCUCUCCAGACAGUGAAUAUCUGGCACCCCAGACAGAAGCCAGCGAGCAGAGUUUGCCUUUGCUGGAUAAGUCACCAGCUUCGGACUUAUCUUCCUACAAACAAACAGCUGGAAUCCAGGAUUUAAAGCAUAAGCGUGGUCCAGGCCGACCAAGGAAAGAUUCCAUUAGCAAAAAAGUUAGCAAAGGCCGUGGGAUAGGAAAGAGCAGAAGGUCUCCCUUUGGUGGAGAAUCAUCUGACAACCAGACGUGGCAGGACAGUAAAGAGGGCCAGAGGGCCAUGGAUGCAUGUGAGCAUGUGGAGAGAGAAGAUGUUAGCCUGGGAUCCAGAGCUGUUGCUACUGGGGGUGACCCACCCUCAGUAUCUGUGUCCAGUUCAGAGCUGCUAGCAUCAAGUGUUCCAUCUACAUCUGCAGGGUCAGAUAAUGCCAGUGCAGUGGAAAAUAUCAACACAGGACGGUUAUGUGCUCUGUGCAACUGUGGGGAGAAGAGCCUGCUGGGACAAGGAGAGAUCUUUCAGUUUGAGCCUACUUUAGGUUUCAACCCAUUCAAACGUGUGCUUAAGUCAAGGCGGGGCUCAGGAGAUGGGGAGGAAUUGAGCCGAGAGAAAAGUCCCAAGCACCUCACAUGGAGACGGCCACGAGAGGCAUUCAAGGGGAGUAGAGAACGUAGCCGAUCACCACGACAACAGUCAGCAGAUGAAGAGGGUGCAGUUUUUACACAGACUGAUGAACUGAGCUUAGUAGGGUUCUCUGAUGAUGUUGAAGUCAGCAGUGUUUUUGAUCCAUCAGGUUGCACAUGGACCCAUUAUGGCUGUGCUGUCUGGUCUGAGAAUGUGCUACAGGUAGAUGGGCGGCUUCAGUGUGUUGACCGAGCUGUCUUUGCUGGGCUUUCACAGAAAUGCGGGUAUUGUCGGCGGUUUGGUGCUUCUCUGGCCUGCCGCUCACCACGCUGCACAAAGAAGUAUCAUUUUCCAUGUGCAUCUGCUGGUGGAUGCUUUCAGGACCUGAAGACUCUGUCACUUUUAUGUCCAGACCAUGUAGGGCAGGCUGAGGUCAUAGCUGGUAAUGAUGCUUUCUGCAUCCAGUGUAGUUACUUAGGCAAUGUGAGUGAGCAGCUGUUCUGCACCAGCUGUGGCCAGCACUAUCAUGGAAACUGCUUGUGUCCACCUGUAGAAGUUAAGCCCAUAGUACGAGCUGGCUGGCAAUGCCCAAACUGCAAGAUUUGUCAGACCUGCAGGCAACCGGGAGAUGAUAUAAAGAUGCUGGUAUGUGAUACUUGUGAUAAGGGAUACCACACAUUCUGUCUGCGUCCAGCUAUGACAACAAUUCCUAAGAAUGGCUGGAAGUGUAAGAACUGCCGAGUAUGCAGUGACUGCGGUGCAAGAACUCCUGGCAAUGGCCCUAGUUCUCGCUGGCACCUAAACUACUCGCUAUGUGACAGCUGCUACCAACAGCGUAAUAAAGGACUAUGCUGCCCUCUUUGUGGGAAGGCUUACCGCUACUUCCACAACAAGACAAUGAUGGUGCAGUGCUCAUCUUGCAAGAAGCAUGUUCAUAGUGAGUGUGAUCCUGUGAUUGAAAGCUCCAUGCUUCAUCAGGUCCGAGAGGGAGGCAGCAUUGAUUAUACCUGUCAGGUGUGCCGGGAGGCAGAGACAGGAAUGGACAUUGAACCAUUUCCAGCCCCUGGACCUGGCACUGAAGAGUCACAGGAAGCAUUUCCUGUAAUCAAAUGUGACAGAGAUGUGGGGAUCAAAGAUAGCCCACUUCUGCCAGAGGUAUCGCUGCAGCCAGCCAGCUCACAAGAGUCUCUGUUCUUUGAAGACUCCAGCUCCAGUGUUGAUUAUGACACAGAUAAGACUUACAUUCCUCAUAGGGAUGAUAUAUACACAGAUGACAAAGCCUUUGUGAGUCGCAAAAAACUGAGCUCCAGACGAUCGCGGUCACGACAUUUAGGGUCAGAAAAGCGACGGCAUCGGCCUCUUAAUCUGAAUGAAAAGCGGCACAGACCAAAGAUAAAGGUCAAAACUAGUUCCCUAGCUCCUGUGAUUACAUUGUCUGUACCUCCUUCAUCUCUUGCUUCAAGCCAGCAACAACAGCAGCAGCAGCAGCAGCAGCCCACUCCAACUACUCCCACCACCCCUUCCAGUAGUGCUGGCUCUGCCAUCUCCACGCCUGCUGGUACAGCUUUGGACACAAAAGAUGAUGAUGAUGGCGAUGAUCAUCCUUCCACUAUCAUCCUUGCCCAGUCCCAUGAUCAGUUUGUUAUGAAUCAGGAUGUGUGCAAAAGUUGUGGAAGUUUUGGCAAAGGAGAUGAAGGCAGGCUGAUUGUCUGUACUCAGUGUGGGCAGUGCUAUCAUCCUUACUGUGUUACUGUAAAGGUUACUAAGGUCAUUUUGCGUAAGGGUUGGAGAUGCUUAGAUUGUACAGUAUGCGAAGGCUGUGGAGGUCCUGAUGAUGAAAGUCGCUUGAUCCUUUGUGACGACUGUGAUAUUUCUUAUCACACUUACUGCCUUGAUCCUCCUCUUGCUACUGUACCAAAAGGGAAUUGGAAGUGCAAGUGGUGUGUACAUUGUUUGUACUGUGGGGGAACCAGCCCUGGGUUUGGGUGCCAGUGGAUGAGCAAUUACACAAAGUGUGGGCCCUGCUACAGUAAGCUGAUGUGCCCAGUCUGUUGCCGCAGCUACCGUGAAGAAGAACUUAUUAUCCAGUGUGUGCAGUGUGACAGAUGGCUGCAUUGUGCUUGUGAUGGUCUGAAGAAUGAAGACGAGGCAGAAAUGGCUGCUGAUUAUGGCUAUCAUUGUUCAUUCUGCCGGCCCAAAACUGGCAAGAUUGGUCCACUGCCGCCGCCACCUCCUCCUCCUCCACCACCCCCACCCCCUGUUGAAGAAGAUAUUAAGCCACCAUCUCCUUUUAUACCUGAACAAGAAAUCCCAAGACAGUACCUUAUAGAUGGUGUCUACCUCCUGGCAAGUGGCAUGCAGCAUAUUCAAAGCCAAAUCAUUCCACUGCCCAAAAAGCCCCGCCAGCCACGGCGAUUCAAGGUUCGGGAGGGUGGUCUUCUUGCUCGACAUCAGUUAGCACGGCUGCUUUCUUUGUCUUCACAAGAAGGAGAAGAUAGCAUUGAUAAAGAUGUGGAAGAUAUGAAGCUCUUUGAAGGCCUUGAGCAUGGAGAGAUUCCUUCUGCUGCCUCAUCUGCCAUGGCCAUUGCCAGUCUAAUUCCUGAUGAAGAAGCCAAAAAACAAAGGCAGCAGCGAAGAAAAGUUGGCUUAGGUGUUGGAGGCUUUAUGGUGCGUCCUGUUGUCAGAAAAGCUCUUGUGAAGCGACAGGCCAGCAUGGAUGAACCAUCCAAAGGAGAAGAGGCUGUGGAGGGAGAGGCAGCUGUGCUUGCACCAGGCAAACGCAGAUCACGGCGGCGGAUCAAAAAGGGCAAAUUAGAAGAAAGCUUUCCAAAUUAUAUGCAGGAAGCAUUCUUUGGCAGCAAGUUGAUGGAUGCCAGUCGUGGCCCACGUGGAUCAUCAGGUGACUUGCUACAUUCUGGUUCUGACUCAGACGCACCAGGUCAGCCCUUGUCACGCUCAUCCAGUCCAUCUCCAGCCUUACCAUCUGUACCUCCUGCUUCAGAAGUAUGUCUGAAUCCUGAAGUAAAACUCUCAAGUCAAGGUGAGGUGGAAACACUCCUAGCUCCAGGAAGUAGUGGUCAGCAUCAUCCUACACCUGUCUCCAGCCCACCACAUGAAAGUGACAUUCCUGAUCUAGAAGCAGGAGAUCUAGAUAUUCUGCCAUCAGAUAUAGAGUUCCCUCCUGAAGAGGACAUCCUUAAUAUUCUUCACAAAGAAGGCGAGUUGUCAGAGAAAGAAGUAGAGGCGGGAAAUAAACUUCCUGAAAACUUGGCUGGGAUCUUGAAUGUUGAACAAAUGUUGACUGCAGCAGGCCUUGACACAGUGGAAGACAUUUUUAAUAUCAAGGGAGUGCUGACAAAUGAGGAGACACAAACAUUAACCCAAGUUCCGGGGCAGUUCCCAUUGCCAUUGCCCCCUAACAUGCCAGAAUCACAACACAUUGGCAUGCCAUCUCACCUUGGUGGCAUGCCUCCACGCCAGACUCAAGGUACCAUGAUGCAUGCUGCCACUGGCAUAGAUAUGGAGCCUGAUCAGCCUUCAGCAUCUUUAGUGUCCCACCACAACAUGGCAACAUCUUACCCACCUAGCUACAGUCCUCAGAUGAACCCAGAUGUGGAAGGACUGCCAAGACCUGCACAGGAAGGGCAGUCGUGGCCAUCAGGGAUUAUGGGAGGUGAUGAGGAGGAAACUGGAGGUGGAACUCGGCGCACCAUCCUGAAAUGGGAGACGGAUGAGGCUUUAGGGGCUAAUGCUACCAUUUCAGCUGUUCUGUAUGUCAAUCUCAACUUCCCAAAUCUCAGGAAGGAGCAUCCAGAGUGGUCUGAGCGAUCAAAGCAAAUUGCAAAGCUGUGGCGGAAACUGAAACCUGAAGAGAAGGCACCAUUUUUGGCAAAGGCAAGGAAAAACCGCACUAGUCAUCGUGUGCAGAAAGCCCAAAAGCAGGUGAACCAAGAGCUGAAAAGGAGGCAAGAGGCACAGAAGAUUCCUGAUAGUGAGGCAAUGCCACCCCCACCAGCGCCCCCACCCUUGCCCUCACAGUCAGCAGUUGGUGGAGAUCCCUUUGCACAACCUCCAGGGCCACAUGACCCACCUGAAGCAUUAUCCCCAUCUGUACGCAGUCCUCUGCAGAGUCCAGGAAGUCAAGGAGGCUCACCUUUCCAUCGCCCUACUUGGGAAGAUCCCUUUCACAAGUCACCUACUCUGGAAUCUUCACCUACAGGACCAUUCUCACCUACAGGACCACCACCUCGGCAAGGUGUUGCUGCACAGACCCACGAAACGACUUAUGGUUUUCCAUCCCCUGGUCCCUCCAAAAAUGACAAUUACAGUGUAGCACAUACAGUUGGUCCAAGGUCACGUGUGCAUCAGCCAUCUUUUGAUCCAUUUGUGCAUGGUCCUCCACAGGGCCAGCCACCACUAACUAUAGACGACCCUUACAGCAAGCCUCAUCUCACCCAUGGCAUAUAUUCUCAUCAUCAUGCAGGUCAACACAUGAAGCAGGAGGAUCAUCCCACAGUACCACACCAGCCUCAGCCAGCUGCAGACCCAUAUGCUUUCACACCAACAACCCCGCGGCCACCCACUCCACAAGAUGAUAUCUUCCAUCAUACUUUACGGUUGUCCCACUCUGUGGCAGACAGCUACUCAGGCCAUCAUACUCCCAAAGGGGUAGCUCCUUCUGCAGACCCAGCAGGAGACCUUUAUCAUAGGUUGCCCCCAGAACCAUAUGGACCACCAACACCAUCAUCAGCUCAUGCCUCUCCUGCUCAUGCCAUAUCCUCCACACCACCUCGCCCUUCACAGUUUGGUCCAUCUCCUGGUACAAGUGGCAUGUCUAGCCCUCUUCGGCAUGCAGAUACAGGCAGCUAUGCAGCAGAUUUAAACUUCAAGAGCCCCUCGCAACUUGGUCGGUCAAACAGCUUACCACACCCAUAUGGUCAACAAGGGCCAAGCACGCGAAUGCCUGGGGACCCAGGUCUGACACGGUCUAUAUCUGAUGUGACUUCUGAUCAUUAUCCAAUCCGAAUGAUGCAACCACAGGAUCCUGCACUGGGGCUGGCCGCCCGCCGCCUUAAGCUGCUUCCUCCGCAGGGGCCUGGCCCAUGGGCCUACUCUGUAGCACACCCUAGCAUGGGUAGCGGGACUGCUGAGGUGGUGGCAGGCCUGGGGCCGGGCCAGGGUACUCCACACCAGCAGCUACGUGAGAUUUUGGGUCAGCAGACCAAGCUACGCAUGCAGAAGAGAGAGAUGUUGAACAUGGUUCCCCCACCUGGAUCUCCUCAUCACCAGUGGAUGCAGCAACAACAGUCAGAGGGCAUGGGUCCUGCUGGACCUCCAGGUCAUCCACCAACACCCAUGAUGCCGCCAGUACCUGGAGGACUUCAGGGCUUCAGGGAACCAGUGAGCCCUAGUCACCCAGGAAUGCCACCAGAGCGGUGGCCUCGCAUGGUUCGCCCUCUUCAUUCAUCCCAGUUUCCUCAAGAGGCUCAAGAAGCCUUCAGUCCUCGGGGUCAGUAUGGAGAACCGGGCCCUGUGCAAUUUCCAGGGCCGCAUCGAAUGCACCGACCACCUGGAGCAUCAGUUAUUCGUCCUGUGAUGCCACGUCAACCCGGUGAUUUCCACGCUGGCCCACAACAGCAGGGAGGACACCAUGAUAUCUCUCGCCAACUCUCUGACGUGGGACACACAUCCGAUGAUGAAGUUUUUCGUCAUCUGAGCACCGUGCAUGACCCUAUGACAGGUCAUCCCUCAAAGCCAACAGUAGUCUCAACACCAGAUGGAGCCACCUCACAGGAGGGAGCCAGUGUAGUGGAAGGAGAUCCACUACAUUUGCCAGGAGAAAUGGCACCCAAAGACCUCAAGCCUUCACUGUCUUCUGAAGAUGACAAACCUGAAGAUGACGACCUUUUAAGUGCGGAUGGCACUUUUGACAUCUUGAAGUACGCUGACCCUGAGCUUGACCUGGAUGAUCCCAUUAUAGACACACUUGAUCUCAUAGACGACCCCAAGAAUUCAACAGGAGAAGGAGAUGGGGAUGGUGAAGACAAGAAGGAUGAGGACAAGCAUGAUAAGGGAGUCAGCAGUGUGAUGGGGGAUCCUACUAAAGUGGAGCCUGGGUUGGAGCCUGAUGUUUGCGGGGAUGACACAAGCAGCAAGGCCAAGGACUUUCAGUCUCAGUUCCUUGAGUUCAGUCAGCGACGACAGCAACAACUAGACACAGACAGCAUGACUGAAGGCUUGGACAAAACCAAGGGUGGUGACAUCAAAGGUGGUGUCAGCCACAUUGCAGCCCUCUUGCAGGGCACAGAACCAAUAUCUACAAGACUGGGUCGUCCUGGAUUGGAAGGCACGAUGGGAAAAGGAGACCCAAGCAAGAUGACAGGACCAGAUCCCAUAGCAGUGACAGGAGCUAUUCAGAGUAUGUUGCAGAGGCCACCUUUUGCUCCAGGCUUGCAGUCCCCAAAUCUUCAGCAAUCAUCACCAUCCCAGACAGGAGCAAUCAUGGGUCCUUCUGGUUUACCAUCCCCGAAGAUCUCUCAAUCUCCCAGGAGUGGACAACCUUCACCUCGCACACCUGGUAUUCAGUCCCCUUACAGCCAGCAUGGCCAGAUGAUGGGCCCUAGUGGCCGACAUUCUGCCUCACCCCACAGCCAGCCUGUGACCCCUGUGGGGCAGAUGUCACCCUUCUCUCAGCAUGGUUCAGGACAGUCUCCUUUCAGUCCUCCAAUCUCAUCAUCUGCUCAGUCUCCAUUUACAAUGCCACCUGGCUCUGUAUCAACCCCACAGUCGCCAUACCCAAAUCAGGGUCCGUUGCGUACCAUGUCCCCAUUUACUAUCCCAGUCAAUGCUGGCCAGGUUGGAACAUCUCAGACAGGUCCUCUUCAACACUUGCCUUCAUUUUCUGGUCAGCCGCCACAGCAGCAAUCACCACAACAGAUGGCAUCGAGAGCAACCAUAACUCCCACCAACCAGUACAAUCAGGGUAGCUACAGUCAACCUCUUGGGGUGCUGGGACCACCUCCUCGUGGAGCUACUCUGACCCCAACACCCAGCAGCAUUGUGUAUGGUCAGUCAGCUGCCACGCAGCACACUCUCCGUCCUCAGGGGCCACGACCUUUUCCUCCUUGCUCAGAACUGAGUGGUGACAUUACGGAAAAUGUUGGGCCAGAUGGAAAUGCACACCCAAGAUUGAAUCACCCACCACUGCAGCAAGGGAGAUUUCCAGUUCCCCCACCUUCUGCCACAUCUAUGACAGGAGGAAUGCACGCACAGCUGUCAUCUUCAUCACCACAUCCUCCGAUGCCACAGCACCUAGCAGGUCAGAUACGGCCUCAGUUCCCUCUGGCACCAGGUCAGCACCGCCUUUUGUCUCCAGAUAUGCGUGCACCUGUUCCACAAAGUGGUGGGCACCCAGUUCGGUAUCCAGGCAGUCACAAGGAGCAGCAGCACACUUUGCUUGAUGAGCUCCUUGAACAGGAGAAAGAGGAACAAAAGCGACAGGCCGCCCAACAAAUGAUGUUACAUCGACGAGAAGGUCAGCCAGACAUGAUGGUCCCAGGUGCCCAGCGACCAGGAGUACUGCCUCAGCAGCAUCCAAGCAUGUCUCCUCAUGGACUGCCUCCAAGGCUAGGGGCUCCUGACAGCGGAUGGCCAGGUGCUGGACCAGGGCAACAGGGCACACAAGAACUGCCUCCUGGUCAUCAGUUUCCUGGCAGCUACGGACCUCGCAUGCACAGUCCACAGAUGGCCCCUCACGGCCCUGUCUCCUUUCCACAACCUCUUCCUCAGCAGCAGCAGCAACAACAACAACAGUCGCCCAUACUUCAGCCUCCGCCGCAACCACCUCUGCCAGCAUGGGAAUUGGCACCAAGUAAAGAAUUUGAGCAGCAGAUGCGCCAGUAUGAGGACUGGUUGAAUAAACAAGCGCAGUACCUGGACAGCCAGGUGAAGGUACUGGAGACUCAGAUUCAGAAACAGAAACGUGCCAAAAAAACCAUCCAGGCCCGGCAGAGACAGGCUCGUAAGAACAACCAAGAGCUGAAUCCCAAAGACACCAUGGAGCUGGAGCGCAUCUCUAGUGAGCAGUCAGAGCUACAGAAGCAACUUGAGGCUCAGCGAAAGCAACUACACCAGCACCAGCGUGUUGUUCAGGAUUACCACACCACUCAAAAGGAGCAAAUUGGCUCAGUAUGGUCAAGUGGCAUGGGUAUACCGGGUCCUUCCACCUCUCAAGUGCCCCCUGGACAUGCUUCUACUGCCACUGGUACCAACACCAAUUCUGUUGUUCUUCAGCCCCGUAUUCAGGGGUCCCAAUCUUCCAUCCGGAUGUCUCCAACAGCACGGCAGGAAUAUGAUGCAUAUGUGCAGAACAGGUUGCGAAUGGCUGCCCAGUCUCCACGCCCACGGGCCUCAUCCACGACUACCAUCCAACUUGGGGUGAAGACGAUGGUUGUUGAUGCACAGAUGCAUCAUCCAAUGCCUGUGCAGGACAAUAAUCCUUUCAGCGAGACUUUUCAAGUCCGUGAACAGAUCAUGAAAAUGCAGCAGACUGGAGGAACGCUUCCUCCUAUUUCCCCAAGUGAUACUCCCACUCCUUCACCUGGGCCAAGUACUCCAAAUCCAGUUGGGCAUGCAGGUGGCGUACGUCCAGCUGGAGAGGGAAUAUUUUUCCGAGAGAGAGCUGUUCCUUUGGAAGGUGGGCAGCGAUUUAUAAGACCCCCUGGGCCUCUUCCAAAAGACAACAACAGUACUUCACGAGAGGGACCACGUCCACCUCCUUACCCAGGUCCAGGUAUUCCCCCUGGUCCAGCAGGUGCAGGAUUUGUUGAGGGACCUCGCAUGCCAUUCCCUCAGCCCAUGCCGUUGCAGCCAGGUUUUGGCCAUCCUUCCAUGCACCCAGCUCAGACAGGAACAGGAGAGAUAGGGGUGGGAACAGCACCACCUGCUCCUGCUCCUGCUCCUGCUCCCAAAGAGAAGCCCAAAAAGCGGCGUAAGAAAAAGAAGGCAGAGGAAAGUGAUGCCCAGUCCCAGCCCUUGCCAGCAUCCAUUCCCAGUCAUUCUAUCAUAAGUCAUGGUAACCAGCAAGGUGAAAGAUCUGCUCUAACAAAACCACCAGAGUUUCCCAUCAAGCCACAGUCAGAAACUGAUAGGCGAAUCCUGGAGAUACUCAGAGACUCGGCUGCUAGUGCUAGCAAAGAUGGACAGCAGCCUACCACCUUAAAAGGAAACAGCACCAAGGGUGCUCGUUCGAAGAGCCCUGCAGCUGCCACAUCCUCUCAUGCAAAAGCAGUAAUGGACAAACCUCCCGAAGGUGAUCAGUCUGGCAGCUCUCAUGGGCAGUCCAGAGGUUCUUCACCAGGAGAUGAGACAGCACUAUCAACAAUGGCAGCUUCUGUGUUGCGGCCAGAGGCAGCCAUGCCUGGUACAGGAGUGCAGACUGGUGCAGGCAGUGUUGGCAUUCAGUCAGUUCCACGUGGGACACAGGCAGCAUCAAUGCAGAAUACUUCAGCUGGUGAAUUAGGUCCCCUUCCUUCUGGUGGCAGUCUCCCUCAUCCUCAUCCUCACCCCCACCUGCUCCAACAGGCACAUCUCCACUCUGGAGUUUCCUCGUCACCAGGGGUUUUUAUCACAAGGGAUUCAGGGUGGAGUGAUGUCCCCACAGUCAGGACCUCCUCAUAGAAUAUCCCCCACAUCUCUCCCUCUUUCUGGCAGACACCC